Messenger RNA from Moneuplotes crassus, 848 nucleotides. The record is from the annotation of a GenBank genome assembly. NCBI's taxonomy places the organism in Eukaryota, Ciliophora, Spirotrichea, Euplotida, Euplotidae.
AUUCAAACUGAGAAUGUCAGGUGCACAUCAAGCUUCUUUUCGCGGCCAGGCUAAGACUAGGAACUGAAUAGUAAAGAACAAUACUUCACUUUCAAAACUGGAGAAGCCAGUUAAUUCAGAAUUCAAUGAUGCAGUCAUUUAAAAGAAAGAACACUACACUGAAGCAUCAUGAGAUUGCAGAUUGCCAGUCAAAAGUGUCUGUGUUGUUUUCAGCUGUUAGGAACAAGUGCAGGCCUCUAUUAGCAUCAUCUACAUUCGAAGGAGACGGGGAUGGAGUAUUUUCGCAUCCUGAAAUUCCCAAAUGUGAGGUUAUAUUGCAAAGAAAACAAGGCGAGGAGCACAACUCACCUUCUAUUUUUGAACAAAAUGGAAUGGUAGCUAAUCCAACAAACAAUCCUUAUGUGCAUAAUUCGACUGCUAAAAGCCAUAAAUCGAAAAGAUGUAGGUUCCAGAAGAGGUUUACUCGGAAGCCAAUUAAUGAGUAUAAAGGGAGUAAGAUUAAAACAACAAAGUCUUUCCAGCUUAGAAUGGAGAACAGGAGAACUCAUGGAAGUAUCAUUCAUAAUAAUAUCCGCCCUAAGUCAGCUAGUCUCAUGUCAAGAAUCAAGAGAAAGAGUUAUAAUAAGAUUGUAGAAAAAUAGGACCUCAAGCAAAGCUAGGAAGUACAAAAAAUUGAUAGUCCAGAAUUCAAAGAAAAUGAGGCUUCUGUCAUCCGCUCAUCCAAAUAAUCAGGCUAGUGAAGCAAGAAGGUUAGAUUUGGCCCGAGCUGAAAAACUAAAUAUGACUACAAAUAAGGGUAACCCCUAUACGAUGACUCAAAACAUCAUAAUUGAUCACUAAAAGCUAAA